Ctenopharyngodon idella (grass carp) is the source of this 3326-nucleotide messenger RNA. RefSeq names its product cytochrome b5 reductase 4. The transcript has 17 exons. Bases 53 to 1786 code for a protein of 577 amino acids. Gene Ontology annotation, cellular component: endoplasmic reticulum. The record is from RefSeq and is a predicted model, not a curated record. Gene Ontology annotation, biological process: generation of precursor metabolites and energy; superoxide metabolic process. Gene Ontology annotation, molecular function: oxidoreductase activity; heme binding. NCBI's taxonomy places the organism in Eukaryota, Metazoa, Chordata, Actinopteri, Cypriniformes, Xenocyprididae.
GACAGAUAAUUAGAUUUUUAAAACCACUGAUUGUAAAAGUUAUACCCCUGGAAUGGUAAAGGAAGAUGAAGAGGACUUUGAGGAAGAGGAGGAGGAAGAUUAUAGAGCUGAAAACAGAGGAAACAUUUCAGUUGUCUUUUCUGUCAUCUCCAGUGUUUUGUCUGGUUUUCUCAGGAAUUGGCGUUGUUUUAAAGCAUCAGUAAUGUUGAACGUGCCAUCGCAGUCUUUUCCGGCAGCUGGAUCUCAGCAGAGAGUCGCACCAGCCGGACAGUCCAGAAACAAGGUGGCACUAAAGCCCGGUCACAGUCUGCUGGACUGGAUCCGACUGACCAAGAGUGGACGUGAUUUGACUGGACUGAGAGGAAGACUGAUCGAGGUGACAGAAGAGGAGCUGAAGAAACACAACACCAGAAAUGACUGCUGGACAUGCAUUAGAGGUAUGGUCUAUAACGUGAGUGCCUACAUGGAUUUCCAUCCCGGUGGGGAGGCGGAGUUAAUGAGGGCUGCUGGGAUUGACAGCACUGACCUGUUUGACCAGGUCCACCGGUGGGUGAAUUAUGAGUCCAUGCUGAAGGAGUGUCUGGUGGGACGGAUGGCAGUGAAGCCCAGUCCUGCUCUUCAAGCUCAAACAGAGAAGAUGGAGAGCACUCAUUUGAACGGUUUGUCUGCUCCUCCACCCUUAAGACUGGAGCCUUUAUCUGCUCCUCUCCCUGCCAAAGAUCAUCGCCCACGGUAUGACUGGUUCCAGACAGAUGGCACUGUCAAUAUUGUUGUUUACACCAAGCGAAAGAUUCCCAGCUCCGGCUGUGCAGUUGUGGAUCUACAGGGUGAUACUCUUCGGGUGGAGAUGCUCUUGGGGAAGAUGUCAUACCUUCUCUACUGGCGCCUGUCCAGUGAAGUUCAAGAACAUGUUGAUGUCCAGACGGCUCACUCUGUAGGAAAAGUUCAGGUGUGUCUGCGCAAAUCUGUUAAAGACAAGUGGACACAAGUGGGACAACCACUAGAACUCCAUGACACAUUUACUCAGUGUAAAGAUCGUGGGCUCUUCUACAGGGAAUGUGUGUUGGUUUCAAAAACAGAAGUCACACAUGACACGCAGGUCUUGCGUUUACAACUUCCUCCAGGGUCACGUAUGCCAGUUCCUGUGGGGAGACACGUCUACCUCAAAACGUCUGUCCAGGGUACAGAUGUUGUGAAACCCUACACACCAGUGGAUCAGACGCUGAUACCUCCUGCACAAUCCAGUGCUGAAAUGGGCUCAGACAUACAUCUCAUGAUAAAGAUCUAUCCUGAUGGAGUGUUGACCUCACACCUCACCAACCUUCCUAUUGGAGCCACUCUGUCAGUAGGGGGUCCUGAGGGCUCCUUCACUAUGCGUGUCCUGCGUGAUGUCACUCAUUUGUACAUGUUAGCAGCCGGCACAGGAUUCACACCCAUGGCUCGUCUCAUACGGCUGGCCCUGCAGGACCUCACAUUAAUCAGAAAAGCCAAGCUGAUGUUCUUUAACCGUCAGGAGAGGGAUAUUCUUUGGUGCUCUCAGCUGGAUGAACUUUGUACGAAAGAGGAAAGGUUUGAGGUGGAGUAUGUUCUGUCAGAGCCUGCAGACUCAUGGAAAGGCAGAAGAGGGCGGAUAGAUGCUUGUAUGCUGCAGAACUUCCUGGAAAGACCAGACAACUCCAAGUGUUUAGUGUGUGUGUGCGGCCCAACUGGAUUCACGGAGUUAGCAGUGCAAUUGGUCAGACAGCUGGACUUCAGUGAAGAAGAAAUUCACAUUUUUCAGGGCUGAUUGAGACACUGGAGAGUAACAUGAAUUUCUUAUAUACACACACCUGCAGACUACUUCUAUGCAUAUAAAAUGCACUUUCCAGUUUAAUGAAACUGCAACAAGCGUUCUACUACAUUGUCUUUUCAUUUGUGGAAAUCCAGUGUACAAUCAAACGCGUGCACUUCUACAUUCUCGCAUAACAGAGACAACCACAAAAGCACUUGCUUUUCUAACAUUUCUAUUAGAAGAUUUUCCCACCGACUUCUGUCACCAAACCAUUCAAAUACCAGGCCAUUUAAGACGGCAGCCUUAAGUAGAAUAAUUCUCCUAGUUUUGUUCUUACACUGAAAUAGAGGAUCAGUUGUGUUGUCUGAAUGUUUUUUUCAGACAUAUUUGAACCUUCACAGGGACAUGGGAGGUUUAGUUGACAUGGGCGAUGUGUAAUGCAACUAAAGCAAAACUUAAUGAAAGAAGCAAUCCAUGGAACCAAUUUUGUUGCUGUGUCUCCAUAUAGCAGAUUGAAAUCAGUAUAUCAGGAUGCAAUACAUGGGUCAUUUUACAAUGAGAAGUGUAGUUAUUGCUGUUUGGAAAUGAUAAUCUGACUGCCAAAUGAAUAAGCAUUCUUCAUAACACUGUACUUAAAGCCUUGAUGUAUAAUGCAUUAUAAAGGUAUUCAUAAUGUACAUUAUAAUGCAUUAAAUCUUUUUGUAACCAAAGUUAAAAUGCAUUAUAAUAUUUUCAGAUUCCUUGUUACGGCUGAAAUCGGUUGUUUGUCAUGUGUUUAAUGCAAUAACUUUCUAAAGGUGAAUAGAUAAGUGUUAUAAUAAUGUAUUAUAACUGGUUACAAUUAUUCAUGAGAUCAUACAAUGCAUUAUAAGGUUCAUAUUUAUUGCAAUAACCAUACUUUUAUAAUGCAUUAUAUAUAAAGGUUUCAAUGUAAAGUGUUACCAGUUUCUUUUAUCUCAGAAUAUGUGCAGAUAAUGUUCUAAUAUGUUAAAUAGAGUGCAAUUUCCCUACACAAAUGUAAACUCCUUAAAUAUGUUUUGUGCCUCUAGUGCUGUCGUAUCUCAACUGAAAUCUGGUGGUGUCACAUUUAUCUGCACUGUAAACUCAUAUCACAGGUCUGAUGUCAUGAAAGUCAAAUAAUUUCAUGCGAUGAAAACUAUUAUAGCAAAGCACUUUCUGUCAUAUCUGCAGACCUUUUUUUUUUUUUUUUGAAGGAUCUGAUCAUGCAAUGUGUUUAUUUUAUGUUACUUAGGAUAAGAUGUGUUUGUAUGCAUUGCAGUCCAAAUAUUUAUUUUUAGAAGAAAGCUCUGAAAUAUGAAUGACUGUAUAAAACUGAUAAUUAUUUGACUCACCAGUCAUCUUUAUACAAACAACUGAUGGCUUCCAGCUGACAGCUUUCACAGGAUUUCCUCUUGAUCAGUGUUCACAUGCAAGGAAAGGAUGGGAUGUGGCAUUAAACUGUCAGGAAGACGGUGAAUACAGUGAAUUAAAUGGUUGAAAAAAGUGUUUAUUGUGUCUUGAGACUACUUGAUUAAAUUAAACACUCCUUUGGAAA